Thermothielavioides terrestris NRRL 8126 is the source of this 1347-nucleotide messenger RNA. RefSeq lists its product as uncharacterized. The coding region runs from base 1 to 1347 and encodes 448 amino acids. Gene Ontology annotation, molecular function: FAD binding. The record is from RefSeq and is a predicted model, not a curated record. Lineage: Eukaryota; Fungi; Ascomycota; Sordariomycetes; Sordariales; Chaetomiaceae. The transcript is spliced from 5 exons.
AUGGCGGGCUUCCGAGUCAUCAUCAUUGGAGGCGGUCUUUCGGGGCCCCUGCUCGCUAACGGUCUCUUAAACAACGGCGUCGACUUCGUCCUAUACGAACGAGACUCCGAGACCGCCAAGUACGAAGGGUACCAGAUUCGACUUGGCGAGGGAGCGCUGAGAGGUUUCGCCGCGUGCCUGACACAGUCACGCACUGAAGCCAUCAUGCGCAAGCUCGGAAAGUCCUCCGGCACCCACCAGACCGCGCCGGCGCUGUACACUUCGAAGUUCGAGCAGUUGGUCGAUUUCUCAAAGGUGCCGUCCUACACGAAAUCCUCGGCCAUCAACCGCGUCGUGCUACGGGACCUUCUCAUGGAGCCGGUCAAGGCGGCCAAACGGGUCCAGUACCGGCGCGAAUUCUCGCGCUACGAGAUCAUUCGCGUGGACGAGGGCGCGGAGAAGGUCAAGGUGCAUUUCAAGGACGGGUCCUCGGAUAUCUGCGACGUGCUCAUCGGCGCGGACGGAAGUCGAUCGAGGAUCAAUCACCAACUGGGUCUCGACAAUCUCGUCCCUCUCAAGUCGCAUUGGUCGUUCUUGUCGAAGGGCAAGCUCCCUCGUGAACGCAUGCUCGAGCUGCCUGAGCAUCUCCAGAAAGGCCCCAUCAUAGUCUUUUCAAAGGGCAUUUCGCUGUACUACGCCCUCUAUCUCCCUGAAGAUUUCCGUAAUCAAAACGCCUCGAAGGACGGCACGAAAGUGAUAUCCUACGACGAGGAGGGCGCAUCAUUCUACUGGGGCUUGAACGCCCCCGUGGAAAUGGUCCCUUUUCAGAAGCCCGAGGAAAUCAGGGACCGGAGACAGCUGUGUCUGGACCUCAUCAAACAUUGGGCUCCCGACCAUCGGAUGCUUCGCGUUGGCGAGAACGACGCUGAAGCACCCGGCGUGCACGUCACCAUGCUCAGCGCGAGCACCCAGCCAAGCCUGGGGUGGCGUGGGGACGUCCAGAGACGUGGAAACGACGGGCAAGGACAUCCCCGCGUAUGGCUUUGUGGAGAUGCAAUUCAUGCUAUGCAGCCCAACCGCGGCCAAGGAGGAAAUCAAGCGCUGUCUGACUGCGCCGACCUCCUUCCACAACUGCUGCGGCUCCAUUCGCUAGCCCACUCGCCAACCACACUCGAGGUGCGCGCAGCUUGCAAGGAGUACGAGGCAGCGAUGAUCCCUCGAGCUUUCGCGUGGGUUCGGAAAAGCGGGGGCAGCAGCAUGCCGGUGAGCAUACUCCCGAGUUCGAUCUUCGCGUGGCCCUUUCUUUCAUGUGGAGGUUCCCUGCUGACGAAGACUAUCAACAGCAUAUCGACUUGGACGGCUGGUUAG